AUGAAGGUGGUUGAAUCUGGAAUCCCCAUGGAAAGAGUGGCCACUGGUAUUUUAGGAGAAUUGCCAAGGACGGAUCAGGGUAAUCGGUAUACGUGUAUAUUGGUAGUGUACGACUACUUUACCAAGUGGACGGAGAGUUUCGCCACGCCCAACAUGGAGGCCCAACCUGUUGCUAAAAUAUUGGUGGAGGAAGUCUUUGCAAAAUUUGGAUUGUCUAGAAUACUUCAUUCGGACCAGGGCAGACAAUAUGAAAGCCAUUUGUUCAAAGAACCUUGUGCCCUUUUACAUAUUGAGAAAACCAGAACAUCACCUUACCACCCACAAACCGACGGGAUGGUAGAGCGGUUUAAUGAAACCCUUGCCACUAUGCUUAGUGCAUACGUGAACGAUCAUCAAACAAAUUGGGAUGAAUUUCUCCCACAUGUAAUGCAGGCCUAUCGAUCAGCAGUUCACAAGACCACUGGCUGUACCCCUAACUUUCUAAUGUUAGGUAGAGAGACAUCUACACCCCUGGAUCUCAUGUACGAAUUACCGGGAGAGUUGAAAGUCACUCCUCAAAACCAAUGGGUUUGGGAGUUACAGGAACGCCUAGAAAAAGCUCUCAAAAUUGUUACGAUGCCAAAGACAAAGAUUACUGUAAACAAGGGCAGAAAAUGUCCAUUCUGUUAUUACCGGUUUAUUAGAGAUGAAGAAUUAGCAAAACACAUUGCUGAAUGUAGUAAGGGACUUCUAUUCUGCAUAAACUGCAAUUUCAGCUCUACGACUCCCAAGAAUCUGAGAAGACAUCUCAAGAGACAGCAUGAUAUUGGUGAAGACAAUGGUAGUGAGGUAGGAGCAGUUCGAAGUAAAGCUCCCUGUGAAAGUCACGAGUCUGAUACAGAAUCUUGGGUCAGACAGGAUCCUGGAGAUCUUCAAGGAGUGCUUCCCGAAGAUAUAAGUGAUAGUGAGAGUGACAAUGGAGACAUGGGUGAAGAAAAGAGUAAGAAGACACCUCCGAGUAAUGGUGAUUCGCAGAUUGAAGAAGGUAGACUCUUCCAGAAACCAACUAGGUCCAUCCCUGUUUUGUCCCUGCCAAGCUGCUGCUGUUGUAGACGCUGUGUCUUGUGA
Molecule: messenger RNA, 1107 nt
Organism: Ostrea edulis (European flat oyster)
Lineage: Eukaryota; Metazoa; Mollusca; Bivalvia; Ostreida; Ostreidae
Exons: 2
Coding region: 1-1107 (368 amino acids)
Biological process (GO): DNA integration
Molecular function (GO): nucleic acid binding
Source: RefSeq, a predicted model, not a curated record